AUGGUGGAUAAGAACAUUUACAUUGUACAAGGUGAAAUCAAUGCGGUGGUGGGAGCCAUAAAGCGUAAUGCCCGAUGGAGCACUCACACACAUCUGGAUGAAGAAAGGGAUCCCCUGCUGCAUAGCUUUAGCCUCUUAAAAGAAGUGCUGAAUAAUAUAACAGAGCUAUCUGAAAUUGAACCCAAUGUCUUUCUUCGGCCUUUCCUGGAAGUAAUCCGUUCUGAAGACACUACAGGCCCCAUAACUGGAUUGGCCCUCACCUCCGUGAAUAAGUUCCUCUCAUAUGCACUAAUAGAUCCCAGCCAUGAGGGCACAGCGGAGGGGAUGGAGAAUAUGGCAGAUGCUGUCACUCAUGCCCGAUUUGUGGGCACAGAUCAUGCGAGUGAUGAGGUUGUCUUGAUGAAAAUCUUACAGGUUUUGAGGACCUUGCUUCUCACUCCAGUGGGAGCCCACCUCACCAAUGAAUCUGUGUGUGAGAUCAUGCAGUCCUGUUUCCGCAUAUGCUUUGAAAUGAGACUCAGUGAGUUAUUGAGAAAAUCUGCAGAGCACACUCUGGUCGACAUGGUGCAGCUGCUCUUCACAAGGUUGCCUCAGUUUAAAGAAGAGCCUAAAAGCUACAUGGGAACGAACAUGAAGAAGAUCUCUUCAUGUCUCCUCAGCAAACUGGAACUAAGUAGUGGGGAACAUCCCAAAGCCCUGAACCAGUUAGAGAGGGUAUUACUCUUUAAGAACCUGAAGUUGAAAAUGAGAGCUGGAGGAAUGAGCGAAUCAUCAAAGUGGAAAAAGCAGAAGAGAUCACCAAGGCCUCCCCGCCAUGUAACUAGGGUCUCCCCUGGGACAGAACAACCAACAGCCAAUGCUAGCAACACCACAGCAAACGGAGUUACUUUCAUAGAUGCUCCUCCCAGCUCUUCUGGGAGCUCAGAAAAUGUUUCAUCUGCAGUCAGUGCUGCUACAGACAGUGGUUUGGAGUUGUCCUCACAGACUACCUCCAAGGAAGACCUGACAGACUUGGACCAAGUUGCUUCUUUGGGACUUAAUGAAAAAAACAAAGUCACUGAAAAUCAAAAUCAGCCCGAACUCCAGAAUGAAAGUCUGAGGGAGGAGAAGAUCCAGUCAGCUUCUGUUGAGUCUAUCCCUGAGGUCCUAGAGGAGUGCACAUCUGUAGCAGAACAUUCUGACUCUGCCUCAGUUCACGACAUGGACUAUGUGAAUCCCCGAGGAGUACGUUUUACUCAGUCUUCCCAAAAAGAAGGAGCAGCACUGGUCCCGUAUGGGCUGCCAUGUAUUAGAGAACUGUUCCGCUUUCUUAUCUCACUCACCAACCCUCAUGACCGCCACAACUCUGAGGUGAUGAUCCACAUGGGGCUGCAGCUGCUAACUGUUGCCCUGGAGUCAGCACCCAUUGCAAACUGUCAGUCCCUCUUGGGACUUGUGAAGGAGGAGUUGUGCCGGCACCUAUUUCAACUACUGAGUGUUGAACGGCUCAAUCUGUAUGCAGCCUCCCUCAGGGUGUGCUUUCUUCUCUUUGAGAGCAUGAGAGAGCAUCUGAAAUUCCAGCUGGAGAUGUAUGUCAAGAAGCUGAUGGAAAUAAUCACUGUGGAAAAUCCAAAGAUGCCCUAUGAAAUGAAGGAGAUGGCUUUGGAAGCCAUUGUUCAGCUGUGGAGGAUUCCCAGUUUCGUGACCGAGCUCUACAUUAACUAUGACUGUGACUACUACUGUGCCAACCUCUUCGAGGAGCUGACCAAGCUGCUCUCCAAGAAUGCCUUCCCAGUUUCUGGACAACUGUAUACUGUCCAUCUGCUGUCUCUGGAAGCAUUGCUGACAGUGAUAGAUAGCACUGAGGCACAUUGCCAGGCCAAAGUGCUGAGUAACAUACAUCAACAAGAGAAGGAAGUUGUCAAAUCCAGCCCAGAAACCAUGAACAGCACCAAAGAAACAAGCAAUAGUAAUGAGAGAGUACUCAGUGAGGGAAAAUCUUCCAGUGCAGUCUCAGAGCCAGCUGGGGCAUGUCCUCCCACCAGUGGAUGCCUUAUGGCUGACCAGAUGAAGGAGGGCUGCAUGGAAUUGGAAGGAGGAAGUGAGGCAGCUGAGAAGAGCAUCCCAAGGAAACCUACUCGAUUUUCUUGUGUCCUUCCAAGCCCUCAGGAACUUACGCAGAUUAAGAACAAAAAGAAG
This is a messenger RNA of Cariama cristata (Red-legged seriema), 2178 nucleotides long. Its product is annotated as golgi-specific brefeldin A-resistance guanine nucleotide exchange factor 1-like. Lineage: Eukaryota; Metazoa; Chordata; Aves; Cariamiformes; Cariamidae. The record is from RefSeq and is a predicted model, not a curated record.